Molecule: messenger RNA, 225 nt
Organism: Aspergillus mulundensis
Lineage: Eukaryota; Fungi; Ascomycota; Eurotiomycetes; Eurotiales; Aspergillaceae
Exons: 2
Coding region: 1-225 (74 amino acids)
Source: RefSeq, a predicted model, not a curated record
AUGGCAUUCAUCUCCCGAUACUGCGCGGCUGCUGACAUGCAACGCAUGUUACCAGUCGAAAAGCUCAGCGCCGCCUCUGCCUGCCGCUGCCCGCAUACCAUCGCGCCCGCGAGGGGAACGGGCCAAACCGUCGUCGUCUAUCCGCAAGAACCAGCACGCCGACGACCACGGCCAUGGCCCCGCUCUUCUCUAACCUCGAUCCCUUUAAGGGAACCAAGAAAGUAA